Molecule: messenger RNA, 1096 nt
Organism: Phascolarctos cinereus (koala)
Lineage: Eukaryota; Metazoa; Chordata; Mammalia; Diprotodontia; Phascolarctidae
Product: NEDD4 family-interacting protein 2-like
Biological process (GO): positive regulation of protein ubiquitination; vacuolar transport; ubiquitin-dependent protein catabolic process
Cellular component (GO): endoplasmic reticulum; Golgi apparatus; perinuclear region of cytoplasm
Molecular function (GO): WW domain binding
Source: RefSeq, a predicted model, not a curated record
GAGGCGUUCUCGUUACGCGGCAGCGGCGGAAGGGGGGCCGCGAGGCGGCGGUGGGGAGGGGGCACCCCCGAGGCAGAAGGGGUGCGGAGAGGCCUGAGGCGGCCAAGGGGAAACUGGCGCUGAGCACCCCAGGCGAAGGCACCUCGGGCUUUGCCCUACAGCGGAGCAUUCUGGGCCGGGCAGCAUGGACCUUCACCCUUCCGUGACCAGCCGCUACCAAGUGCUUCGCAACGAAGAGAACGACCGGGAACCGCCGGCCGUGGAGCAGCCCUCCACGCCCAUGCACAUCACACCCAUGACGGCCCCUCCGACGCCCGCGACUUCGCCUUCUGCCCCCGGACCGCCAUUACCUGAAUGGAGCCCCUCCCCUCUACCCUACGGCCCGUUUCCCGCGAAGGCCCAGACCAGCCCGGAGCCCAAGGGCCCCUGCGAGCCGUUCCCGGUGCCGCCGCCCUACAGUGUGGCCACGUCCCUGCCCUCUUACGACGAAGCGGAGAGGGCCAAAGCAGCGGCCCUGGCCGCCAGCGCCGGCGCCUCCAGGGAGCCCUCCCAGGGAGAGGAUGUCUUCUCUUCGAGGGAGGCCUCGACCAUCUCGGAUCCUGACCCGCUGCGGGUGGGCAACGACGGCAUCUUCAUGGUAGCCUUCUUCAUGGCCUUCAUCUUCAACUGGGUGGGCUUUUGUUUAUCCUUCUGUACCACCAGCUCCAUAGCGGGGAGGUACGGUGCCCUCUGUGGGUUUGGCCUUUCCUUGACCAAGUGGAUCCUCAUCGUCCGCUUCUCCGAUUACUUUCCCUUGUACUUCAAUGGACAGUACUGGCUUUGGUGGAUAUUUCUUUUGAUUAGCCUCCUGCUUUUCUUCAGAGGAUUUUACAGUUACCUUAAAGUCAGGAACAUGUCUGAAAGGUUGGCCACUGCCAAUAGAACAAGAUAUAUCUUCGCAAAUUAAGAGAUGCAUUGGGCCAGUCAUUUCUUUCCUCUACCACUGAAAUCUCCAGAUGAUCUGUAAUUCUCCAACUUAUUGGUGUGGAAGACUACUAAUAAUAGAAGAUGGAAGAAAUAGAGGCUUCAAAAUAAAUGACAGGGUGCUUAAAUUUCA